Messenger RNA from Paraglomus occultum, 534 nucleotides. Lineage: Eukaryota; Fungi; Glomeromycota; Glomeromycetes; Paraglomerales; Paraglomeraceae. The record is from the annotation of a GenBank genome assembly.
CGAAUCUUUUUGAGUCACGAUAUUCUAACUAAACGCAUAAUAGUAAUCGAUAUGCACGAAGAGAAUGGUCUUGCAGUUGUAAAGGAAAAGAUAAGUAGUAAGAAGUGUUGUGUUGUUGGGCUGGACGAUAAAGAGGACUGGGAAGAACUUGGAGCAUCACGGAGAAUGCUUAAACAUAAAAUUGAAGCUGAUGCAGAAGUAUUCUUCAAGAACAUGAAGGAAUCACUUUCUCCAAGUGAUCUUGCAAAAGCAAAGAAUUGGCAACAUGAACAAAGUUCGAAUGCAAUCUAUUUGAAUCAUCGUCCAGCUGAUGCUUCUGGAAAUCCUGUCAGCCUUCAACAUCAUAUCUUUGCGACUUUCCUCGAUGCCUGUGAGACAAUAACACCAGAAGAUGUUGACUAUGCCUUUGUUGGGGCAGCAGCUGAAUCAAUGUCAAUGGUACAUGCCAAUGAAGACGCAAGAGAGAGGCAUUCGAGACGUUGUAUCGAGAUCACUACAAUAUCAGCCUUAACCAGUACACAAACAGGAAGAUAA